This is a messenger RNA of Liolophura sinensis, 2197 nucleotides long. RefSeq names its product serine/threonine-protein kinase RIO3-like. Gene Ontology annotation, biological process: protein phosphorylation. The transcript has 11 exons. The coding region runs from base 285 to 1955 and encodes 556 amino acids. The record is from RefSeq and is a predicted model, not a curated record. NCBI's taxonomy places the organism in Eukaryota, Metazoa, Mollusca, Polyplacophora, Chitonida, Chitonidae. Gene Ontology annotation, molecular function: ATP binding; protein serine/threonine kinase activity.
CCGGGUAUUUUGACGAAACAGGUGUAAGUCAGUGACACAUCUGUUGGGCAACAUUUACCACUUUAUUUUGGGGAAUAUUCGUUAUCCUUGUACUCCUGUUACUUAUAAGUAGGACGCACACGCGUAAAACAACUGUAAAAGACGAGUUAGUUCAUCAGUUCACGUGGCGACAUUCUUUGGGAAACGUCAUUUCGUGUUCACAUUUGUUUGAUAAGAACUUAGCUUUUAACUCAAUCAUUUUAUCUUCGACUCAAAGAAAUUUAUUUCACCGAAAUCUAAAGACGAUGGAAGGAAGUGUAGAAAAAGCACCAGUGACGGUUAUUGCAAAUACUGGCUCAAAUCCUUGGAACAAAAAUCAGACGUCGAGUCCCUGGGGAAAACCAUCAUCAACAACAACUACGCCGUGUUCAUUUCAAGAUGUGAUGAGUGAACAACUGGCUGUAGAGCUAACAGAAGAAGAUCAUUUGAUGUCAGAUAAAAAGUGCCAGCAAGAAAUUGAUGAUGCUACCCUGGCCGCGAUGCUUGCUGCUGGUGUUGACAGUGACGACACAAAGAAUGACAUCCUCUUGGCAGAGAUGUUACAGCAUGAGUUUGACAAAGAGUUUGACCAGCAACUCCAGAGAAAAGAAAACAAGCUGAAUGGAACAAGCAAGGUGUCUAUAUCAUUCCUUAACUACCGCUCCUCACACCCUGCCCUGGGCCCUGAGGAGGGUGAUGAGGAAGACUUAGAGGAGCAGAGUACAGGCUGGGACGAACCCUCCCCAGUAUUCAACAGAAUAGGGAUCUCUGGAAAAGGAAAAAACAUCACAACUAAACAUGACGCUGUGAUUUGUGGACGAAGGAAUGCCACUAGAAUGAUGGAGUUCCCGCCCGAGUUUGAGGUUGGUGACGGUGAAGGGAUGGAUAUGAAACUACCAAACCACGUGUACAACAAGCUCAAAUUACAUUCUCUGUCAGAGAACAAGAGGAGCCACCGUGUCCACGAGAAAAAAGAACACUCCACAGCUGAACAUGUGAUGGAUGAACGGACUCGCUUGCUGAUUUACAAGUUGGUCAACAUUGGACUGCUAGAGUCUGUGACAGGAAGCAUCAGUGCUGGCAAGGAAUCGAUUGUCUUCCACGCUUUUGGUGGCAGUGUUGAUGAACACCCUGUCCCCGAGGAAUGCGCUAUCAAAGUGUACAAGACAACGCUGAAUGAGUUCAAGACCAGAGAGAAAUAUGUUCACGGGGAUCAUAGAUUUAUCAGGGACGACUACAAGAAGUUCAACCCUCGCAAAAUCAUCAGAAUUUGGGCCGAGAAAGAAACAUGUAAUUUGAAUAGAAUGAGGAAAUUCAACAUUCCGUGUCCAUCCGUAGUGGCUCUGAAGAAGCAUGUGCUGGUGAUGUCAUUUGUUGGCAAGGACCAGAAACCAGCGCCAAAACUCAAGGAAGUUCGUCUCCCCACAGAACUCUGGCAGGACGCUUAUGAACAGACAGUCACGGCAAUGAAGACUCUACACAACAGAUGUUUACUGGUGCACGCAGAUUUGAGCGAGUACAAUUUAUUGUGGCAUGAAGAGAAAGUUUGGUUUAUUGAUGUCAGCCAGGCUGUGGACGUACAACACCCUAAAGCAUUUGAGUUCCUCUACAGAGACUGUAUCAACAUUGUCACGUUUUUCAAGAAGCAGGGCGUGUACGAUGUUCCCACCCCAGAGGCUUUGUUCAAUGACAUCACAGACCUGAGUCUGAAGGGGGAAGGAGAGGUUUUCUUGAUAGAGAUUUGUCGCUAUGAACAAGAUCGUUCAAAGAGCAUCACAUUUCGUGCUAAAGAAUUCUCAAAGAAAGAAUAUGCGUUUGACUACUUCUUCGAGGAGUCAGUGAAGGAGAAAAAAUCAGCUUUGGCGCAUGUCACUUUGUCAGACAGUGAAGAAGAUUCACCUCCUGAAGCAGAAGAGGAUGAGGAAGCAAGGGAAUGAACUCUGCACGGUCCUUAAAACCAUAGGAUCAAUAUUUCCUUAAAUCAUGUCUGCGCCGUUGUUCUUCAAGGGUAUGGCUGACAGGCUGCAUCAAUGGAUGGGCAGCUGGCUGGAUCAGUGGAUGGGAGGCCAGUUGUGUCGCUGGCAGGAUGGCUUGCUGACUGGUUUGGUGGGCUUGCUGGCUGGCUUGUCGGCUGUCCAGUUGGCUGGCUGAUUGAGUUGCUUGCUGACUGGUUGGCUUG